AUGAUCGGGAUAUUCCCGCGAGUUCUGCUGAGCUGGCGGAAGAGAUUGGGGACUGUGCAUGGCGCGCGCGAUCAUAAGGCAGGUUCGAAAGCCGCACGACACGCGGCGGACACUUUGCCGUUGCACGGCGGGAAAGCGGGUUACGAGGCGCCUGAAUGCGAGAAAGGCGCGGCGGCGAGUGCGGUGAGAUGGCGGCCGUGGAUCGUCCGCUGCGCGGCGGGGCUUCUGGCGCUCGUCGUCGCGCGCUUCCUGCUCGUCGCCAACGAGGCUUGGCUGGAAAGCCUACAGGUUUGGAAUUUCUUCCCACUGGAGGGGCUGCCAGCAGUGGAGUGGGAGGAGGGCCCCCCACGGCCAGGGUGCAUUCUGACUCUCGACUCGCUUGUUCCAGCUUGGGUGGACAGCCUGGAGCUUUGGAACUUCUUCCCGCUGCAGAGCCUGCCGGCAGUGGCGUGGGAGGAGGCCCCCCCACGGCCAGGGUGCAUUCUGACUCUCGACUCGCGCUACAGCCCUGAAGGUGUGGCGGCCGUGGAAGUGGCUGUAGCGCGGCUGCUGAGGGAGCUGGGGGGGGAUGCGGAGGAGGUGGGGGGAGGGGGGAGUGGGGGAGAAGAGGGAGGGGGAGAGGGGUUAGGCGGAGAAAGGAAAGGGGGAGCGGAAUUAGGAAAAGAGGGCGUACGUGCUGGGGUGGAAGAUGGGGGACAGGAAGGGCUGAAGGGGGGGAUCAGUGGACGGGAUGAGGGGGAGGUGGAUGAGGGAGAGGUGGGGAGGGGGGUGAGGGAUGGGAAGGGGAGAAUUUUGAAGGAAGGAGCGGGAGAGGGGAAGGGACGGUUGCAUGGAGGCUGGAGGGGGAGGCGGCUGACGGGAGGAGAAGAGGAUGGCAUGGGAGAGGGGGAGGGGGGCCUGAACGGGGAGGUUAAGAAGGCGGAGGGGGGAAAGGGGGAGGGCGAGGAUGAGGGGAAGGCGGAGGGGACGAACCAGGAGAAAGAAGAGGGUAACAAUGAGGGGAAUGGGGAAGAGAAGAAUGAGGGGAAGGAAGAGGAUGAGGGGAAGGAUGAGGGGAAGGAUGAGGGGAAGGAUGAGGGGAAGGAUGAGGGGGGAGGGAGGGGCGGAGAGGCGAUGCCGGAGGUGUGGCGGCGGUUCUACUCGGGAUUGCCCAAGGUGGUGGAUGCGGAGGGGCACGAGAACAUGUGGAAAUUCCCCAUCUGGGUCGCCCUGGCCGUCAACAUGUGCGUGCGUGCUGCAGUGUCAACAUGUGCGUGCGUGCUGCAGUGUCAACAUGUGCGUGCGUGCUGCAGUGUCAACAUGUGCGUGCGUGCUGCAGUGUCAACAUGUGCGUGCGUGCUGCAGUGUCAACAUGUGCGUGCGUGCUGCAGUGUCAACAUGUGCGUGCGUGCUGCAGUGUCAACAUGUGCGUGCGUGCUGCAGUGUCAACAUGUGCGUGCGUGCUGCAGUGUCAACAUGUGCGUGCGUGCUGCAGUGUCAACAUGUGCGUGCGUGCUGCAGUGUCAACAUGUGCGUGCGUGCUGCAGUGUCAACAUGUGCGUGCGUGCUGCAGUGUCAACAUGUGCGUGCGUGCUGCAGUGUCAACAUGUGCGUGCGUGCUGCAGUGUCAACAUGUGCGUGCGUGCUGCAGUGUCAACAUGUGCGUGCGUGCUGCAGUGUCAACAUGUGCGUGCGUGCUGCAGUGUCAACAUGUGCGUGCGUGCUGCAGUGUCAACAUGUGCGUGCGUGCUGCAGUGUCAACAUGUGCGUGCGUGCUGCAGUGUCAACAUGUGCGUGCGUGCUGCAGUGUCAACAUGUGCGUGCGUGCUGCAGUGUCAACAUGUGCGUGCGUGCUGCAGUGUCAACAUGUGCGUGCGUGCUGCAGUGUCAACAUGUGCGUGCGUGCUGCAGUGUCAACAUGUGCGUGCGUGCUGCAGUGUCAACAUGUGCGUGCGUGCUGCAGUGUCAACAUGUGCGUGCGUGCUGCAGUGUCAACAUGUGCGUGCGUGCUGCAGUGUCAACAUGUGCGUGCGUGCUGCAGUGUCAACAUGUGCGUGCGUGCUGCAGUGUCAACAUGUGCGUGCGUGCUGCAGUGUCAACAUGUGCGUGCGUGCUGCAGUGUCAACAUGUGCGUGCGUGCUGCAGUGUCAACAUGUGCGUGCGUGCUGCAGUGUCAACAUGUGCGUGCGUGCUGCAGUGUCAACAUGUGCGUGCGUGCUGCAGUGUCAACAUGUGCGUGCGUGCUGCAGUGUCAACAUGUGCGUGCGUGCUGCAGUGUCAACAUGUGCGUGCGUGCUGCAGUGUCAACAUGUGCGUGCGUGCUGCAGUGUCAACAUGUGCGUGCGUGCUGCAGUGUCAACAUGUGCGUGCGUGCUGCAGUGUCAACAUGUGCGUGCGUGCUGCAGUGUCAACAUGUGCGUGCGUGCUGCAGUGUCAACAUGUGCGUGCGUGCUGCAGUGUCAACAUGUGCGUGCGUGCUGCAGUGUCAACAUGUGCGUGCGUGCUGCAGUGUCAACAUGUGCGUGCGUGCUGCAGUGUCAACAUGUGCGUGCGUGCUGCAGUGUCAACAUGUGCGUGCGUGCUGCAGUGUCAACAUGUGCGUGCGUGCUGCAGUGUCAACAUGUGCGUGCGUGCUGCAGUGUCAACAUGUGCGUGCGUGCUGCAGUGUCAACAUGUGCGUGCGUGCUGCAGUGUCAACAUGUGCGUGCGUGCUGCAGUGUCAACAUGUGCGUGCGUGCUGCAGUGUCAACAUGUGCGUGCGUGCUGCAGUGUCAACAUGUGCGUGCGUGCUGCAGUGUCAACAUGUGCGUGCGUGCUGCAGUGUCAACAUGUGCGUGCGUGCUGCAGUGUCAACAUGUGCGUGCGUGCUGCAGUGUCAACAUGUGCGUGCGUGCUGCAGUGUCAACAUGUGCGUGCGUGCUGCAGUGUCAACAUGUGCGUGCGUGCUGCAGUGUCAACAUGUGCGUGCGUGCUGCAGUGUCAACAUGUGCGUGCGUGCUGCAGUGUCAACAUGUGCGUGCGUGCUGCAGUGUCAACAUGUGCGUGCGUGCUGCAGUGUCAACAUGUGCGUGCGUGCUGCAGUGUCAACAUGUGCGUGCGUGCUGCAGUGUCAACAUGUGCGUGCGUGCUGCAGUGUCAACAUGUGCGUGCGUGCUGCAGUGUCAACAUGUGCGUGCGUGCUGCAGUGUCAACAUGUGCGUGCGUGCUGCAGUGUCAACAUGUGCGUGCGUGCUGCAGUGUCAACAUGUGCGUGCGUGCUGCAGUGUCAACAUGUGCGUGCGUGCUGCAGUGUCAACAUGUGCGUGCGUGCUGCAGUGUCAACAUGUGCGUGCGUGCUGCAGUGUCAACAUGUGCGUGCGUGCUGCAGUGUCAACAUGUGCGUGCGUGCUGCAGUGUCAACAUGUGCGUGCGUGCUGCAGUGUCAACAUGUGCGUGCGUGCUGCAGUGUCAACAUGUGCGUGCGUGCUGCAGUGUCAACAUGUGCGUGCGUGCUGCAGUGUCAACAUGUGCGUGCGUGCUGCAGUGUCAACAUGUGCGUGCGUGCUGCAGUGUCAACAUGUGCGUGCGUGCUGCAGUGUCAACAUGUGCGUGCGUGCCUGCAGUGUCAACAUGUGCGUGCGUGCUGCAGUGUCAACAUGUGCGUGCGUGCUGCAGUGUCAACAUGUGCGUGCGUGCUGCAGUGUCAACAUGUGCGUGCGUGCUGCAGUGUCAACAUGUGCGUGCGUGCUGCAGUGUCAACAUGUGCGUGCGUGCUGCAGUGUCAACAUGUGCGUGCGUGCUGCAGUGUCAACAUGUGCGUGCGUGCUGCAGUGUCAACAUGUGCGUGCGUGCUGCAGUGUCAACAUGUGCGUGCGUGCUGCAGUGUCAACAUGUGCGUGCGUGCUGCAGUGUCAACAUGUGCGUGCGUGCUGCAGUGUCAACAUGUGCGUGCGUGCUGCAGUGUCAACAUGUGCGUGCGUGCUGCAGUGUCAACAUGUGCGUGCGUGCUGCAGUGUCAACAUGUGCGUGCGUGCUGCAGUGUCAACAUGUGCGUGCGUGCUGCAGUGUCAACAUGUGCGUGCGUGCUGCAGUGUCAACAUGUGCGUGCGUGCUGCAGUGUCAACAUGUGCGUGCGUGCUGCAGUGUCAACAUGUGCGUGCGUGCUGCAGUGUCAACAUGUGCCGUGCGUGCUGCAGUGUCAACAUGUGCGUGCGUGCUGCAGUGUCAACAUGUGCGUGCGUGCUGCAGUGUCAACAUGUGCGUGCGUGCUGCAGUGUCAACAUGUGCGUGCGUGCUGCAGUGUCAACAUGUGCGUGCGUGCUGCAGUGUCAACAUGUGCGUGCGUGCUGCAGUGUCAACAUGUGCGUGCGUGCUGCAGUGUCAACAUGUGCGUGCGUGCUGCAGUGUCAACAUGUGCGUGCGUGCUGCAGUGUCAACAUGUGCGUGCGUGCUGCAGUGUCAACAUGUGCGUGCGUGCUGCAGUGUCAACAUGUGCGUGCGUGCUGCAGUGUCAACAUGUGCGUGCGUGCUGCAGUGUCAACAUGUGCGUGCGUGCUGCAGUGUCAACAUGUGCGUGCGUGCUGCAGUGUCAACAUGUGCGUGCGUGCUGCAGUGUCAACAUGUGCGUGCGUGCUGCAGUGUCAACAUGUGCGUGCGUGCUGCAGUGUCAACAUGUGCGUGCGUGCUGCAGUGUCAACAUGUGCGUGCGUGCUGCAGUGUCAACAUGUGCGUGCGUGCUGCAGUGUCAACAUGUGCGUGCGUGCUGCAGUGUCAACAUGUGCGUGCGUGCUGCAGUGUCAACAUGUGCGUGCGUGCUGCAGUGUCAACAUGUGCGUGCGUGCUGCAGUGUCAACAUGUGCGUGCGUGCUGCAGUGUCAACAUGUGCGUGCGUGCUGCAGUGUCAACAUGUGCGUGCGUGCUGCAGUGUCAACAUGUGCGUGCGUGCUGCAGUGUCAACAUGUGCGUGCGUGCUGCAGUGUCAACAUGUGCGUGCGUGCUGCAGUGUCAACAUGUGCGUGCGUGCUGCAGUGUCAACAUGUGCGUGCGUGCUGCAGUGUCAACAUGUGCGUGCGUGCUGCAGUGUCAACAUGUGCGUGCGUGCUGCAGUGUCAACAUGUGCGUGCGUGCUGCAGUGUCAACAUGUGCGUGCGUGCUGCAGUGUCAACAUGUGCGUGCGUGCUGCAGUGUCAACAUGUGCGUGCGUGCUGCAGUGUCAACAUGUGCGUGCGUGCUGCAGUGUCAACAUGUGCGUGCGUGCUGCAGUGUCAACAUGUGCGUGCGUGCUGCAGUGUCAACAUGUGCGUGCGUGCUGCAGUGUCAACAUGUGCGUGCGUGCUGCAGUGUCAACAUGUGCGUGCGUGCUGCAGUGUCAACAUGUGCGUGCGUGCUGCAGUGUCAACAUGUGCGUGCGUGCUGCAGUGUCAACAUGUGCGUGCGUGCUGCAGUGUCAACAUGUGCGUGCGUGCUGCAGUGUCAACAUGUGCGUGCGUGCUGCAGUGUCAACAUGUGCGUGCGUGCUGCAGUGUCAACAUGUGCGUGCGUGCUGCAGUGUCAACAUGUGCGUGCGUGCUGCAGUGUCAACAUGUGCGUGCGUGCUGCAGUGUCAACAUGUGCGUGCGUGCUGCAGUGUCAACAUGUGCGUGCGUGCUGCAGUGUCAACAUGUGCGUGCGUGCUGCAGUGUCAACAUGUGCGUGCGUGCUGCAGUGUCAACAUGUGCGUGCGUGCUGCAGUGUCAACAUGUGCGUGCGUGCUGCAGUGUCAACAUGUGCGUGCGUGCUGCAGUGUCAACAUGUGCGUGCGUGCUGCAGUGUCAACAUGUGCGUGCGUGCUGCAGUGUCAACAUGUGCGUGCGUGCUGCAGUGUCAACAUGUGCGUGCGUGCUGCAGUGUCAACAUGUGCGUGCGUGCUGCAGUGUCAACAUGUGCGUGCGUGCUGCAGUGUCAACAUGUGCGUGCGUGCUGCAGUGUCAACAUGUGCGUGCGUGCUGCAGUGUCAACAUGUGCGUGCGUGCUGCAGUGUCAACAUGUGCGUGCGUGCUGCAGUGUCAACAUGUGCGUGCGUGCUGCAGUGUCAACAUGUGCGUGCGUGCUGCAGUGUCAACAUGUGCGUGCGUGCUGCAGUGUCAACAUGUGCGUGCGUGCUGCAGUGUCAACAUGUGCGUGCGUGCUGCAGUGUCAACAUGUGCGUGCGUGCUGCAGUGUCAACAUGUGCGUGCGUGCUGCAGUGUCAACAUGUGCGUGCGUGCUGCAGUGUCAACAUGUGCGUGCGUGCUGCAGUGUCAACAUGUGCGUGCGUGCUGCAGUGUCAACAUGUGCGUGCGUGCUGCAGUGUCAACAUGUGCGUGCGUGCUGCAGUGUCAACAUGUGCGUGCGUGCUGCAGUGUCAACAUGUGCGUGCGUGCUGCAGUGUCAACAUGUGCGUGCGUGCUGCAGUGUCAACAUGUGCGUGCGUGCUGCAGUGUCAACAUGUGCGUGCGUGCUGCAGUGUCAACAUGUGCGUGCGUGCUGCAGUGUCAACAUGUGCGUGCGUGCUGCAGUGUCAACAUGUGCGUGCGUGCUGCAGUGUCAACAUGUGCGUGCGUGCUGCAGUGUCAACAUGUGCGUGCGUGCUGCAGUGUCAACAUGUGCGUGCGUGCUGCAGUGUCAACAUGUGCGUGCGUGCUGCAGUGUCAACAUGUGCGUGCGUGCUGCAGUGUCAACAUGUGCGUGCGUGCUGCAGUGUCAACAUGUGCGUGCGUGCUUGCAGUGUCAACAUGUGCGUGCGUGCUGCAGUGUCAACAUGUGCGUGCGUGCUGCAGUGUCAACAUGUGCGUGCGUGCUGCAGUGUCAACAUGUGCGUGCGUGCUGCAGUGUCAACAUGUGCGUGCGUGCUGCAGUGUCAACAUGUGCGUGCGUGCUGCAGUGUCAACAUGUGCGUGCGUGCUGCAGUGUCAACAUGUGCGUGCGUGCUGCAGUGUCAACAUGUGCGUGCGUGCUGCAGUGUCAACAUGUGCGUGCGUGCUGCAGUGUCAACAUGUGCGUGUGUGCUGCAGUGUCAACAUGUGCGUGCGUGCUGCAGUGUCAACAUGUGCGUGCGUGCUGCAGUGUCAACAUGUGCGUGCGUGCUGCAGUGUCAACAUGUGCGUGCGUGCUGCAGUGUCAACAUGUGCGUGCGUGCUGCAGUGUCAACAUGUGCGUGCGUGCUGCAGUGUCAACAUGUGCGUGCGUGCUGCAGUGUCAACAUGUGCGUGCGUGCUGCAGUGUCAACAUGUGCGUGCGUGCUGCAGUGUCAACAUGUGCGUGCGUGCUGCAGUGUCAACAUGUGCGUGCGUGCUGCAGUGUCAACAUGUGCGUGCGUGCUGCAGUGUCAACAUGUGCGUGCGUGCUGCAGUGUCAACAUGUGCGUGCGUGCUGCAGUGUCAACAUGUGCGUGCGUGCUGCAGUGUCAACAUGUGCGUGUGUGCUGCAGUGUCAACAUGUGCGUGUGUGCUGCAGUGUCAACAUGUGCGUGCGUGCUGCAGUGUCAACAUGUGCGUGCGUGCUGCAGUGUCAACAUGUGCGUGCGUGCUGCAGUGUCAACAUGUGCGUGCGUGCUGCAGUGUCAACAUGUGCGUGCGUGCUGCAGUGUCAACAUGUGCGUGCGUGCUGCAGUGUCAACAUGUGCGUGCGUGCUGCAGUGUCAACAUGUGCGUGCGUGCUGCAGUGUCAACAUGUGCGUGCGUGCUGCAGUGUCAACAUGUGCGUGCGUGCUGCAGUGUCAACAUGUGCGUGUGUGCUGCAGUGUCAACAUGUGCGUGUGUGCUGCAGUGUCAACAUGUGCGUGCGUGCUGCAGUGUCAACAUGUGCGUGCGUGCUGCAGUGUCAACAUGUGCGUGUGUGCUGCAGUGUCAACAUGUGCGUGCGUGCUGCAGUGUCAACAUGUGCGUGCGUGCUGCAGUGUCAACAUGUGCGUGUGUGCUGCAGUGUCAACAUGUGCGUGUGUGCUGCAGUGUCAACAUGUGCGUGUGUGCUGCAGUGUCAACAUGUGCGUGUGUGCUGCAGUGUCAACAUGUGCGUGCGUGCUGCAGUGUCAACAUGUGCGUGUGUGCUGCAGUGUCAACAUGUGCGUGUGUGCUGCAGUGUCAACAUGUGCGUGCGUGCUGCAGUGUCAACAUGUGCGUGCGUGCUGCAGUGUCAACAUGUGCGUGUGUGCUGCAGUGUCAACAUGUGCGUGUGUGCUGCAGUGUCAACAUGUGCGUGUGUGCUGCAGUGUCAACAUGUGCGUGUGUGCUGCAGUGUCAACAUGUGCGUGUGUGCUGCAGUGUCAACAUGUGCGUGUGUGCUGCAGUGUCAACAUGUGCGUGA
This is a messenger RNA of Closterium sp. Naga37s-1, 8280 nucleotides long. Lineage: Eukaryota; Viridiplantae; Streptophyta; Zygnematophyceae; Desmidiales; Closteriaceae. The record is from the annotation of a GenBank genome assembly.